Molecule: messenger RNA, 1412 nt
Organism: Zingiber officinale
Lineage: Eukaryota; Viridiplantae; Streptophyta; Magnoliopsida; Zingiberales; Zingiberaceae
Product: pirin-like protein
Exons: 7
Coding region: 16-1242 (408 amino acids)
Source: RefSeq, a predicted model, not a curated record
UAUCCGAUACAAGUCAUGUCGUUAAUCCGAGGUGGCAUGAAUCGAGGGCUUCCGUCAUUCUCCCGUAAGGCUGACAUAAUACAAACGCAAUGCAUCAUCCUUCACGUAUUGCCGUUCAAUCUGGUUGAAUUUGGAAGGAGAACGAAUAAGGCGGCGUGCCGCCGUCAACGCCCGUUCUAUAAAAUGAAUGGUUUACCUGCCAAACGCACGCGCAUUAAGAACAUGACAAGGCGGCCCUGCGCUGGUAUAAAUUUCAAUCCCCACUCCAGAUCUGCCUCAAUCAAGCCCUUCAUCAUCCUCAUCAGCGUCUUUUGCCUUCUGCCUCCUUGUCUUUUGUUCUUCCACGAUCUCAGUUCCAUGGCAGAUCACGGCGCCCCGAGCUUUGAGAAGCCCAGGCUGGUGGUGAAGAAGGUCCUCGCCAAGUCGCAAGAAGACGGCGAUGGUGCUUCCGUCCGGAGAAGCAUUGGAAGGCCGGAAUUGAGGAACUUGGAUCCUUUUUUGAUGCUGGACGAGUUCACAGUUUCCGCUCCUGCUGGAUUCCCGGAUCAUCCCCACAGAGGUUUUGAGACAGUGACGUACAUGCUGAAGGGAGCUUUCACUCACCAAGAUUUCGCUGGUCACGAAGGCACAAUCAGGGCAGGAGAUCUGCAGUGGAUGACUGCUGGAAGAGGGAUCGUGCACUCAGAGAUGCCGGCUGCCGACGGCGAAAACCAAGGAUUGCAGUUAUGGAUCAAUCUCUCUUCCAAAGACAAAAUGAUGGAGCCGAGAUACCAGGAAUUGCAAAGCCAGGAAAUAAGCAGGGUGGAGAAGGACGGCGUCGACGUCCGCAUCAUCGCCGGCGAAUCCUUCGGCGUGCGCUCGCCCGUAUACACCCAAACGCCGACGAUGUUUCUCGACUUCACUUUGCAGCCCGGCGCGGAAAUCCACCAGCGCAUCCCCGAGUCGUGGAACGCCUUCGUCUACAUCGUCGACGGCGAGGGCCUCUUCGGCGACCCAAGCGCAGCCCCUGCGGCGAGCCACCACGUGCUUGUGCUCGGCGACGGCGACGGCCUGAGCGUGUGGAACCGAUCGGAGCGGCCGCUAAGGUUUGCCUUGAUCGGAGGGCAGCCGCUGAAGGAGACCGUGGUGCAGCACGGCCCAUUCGUGAUGAACACCCACGCAGAGAUCCAGCAGGCCUUCCACGAUUACCAGUACGGAAUGAAUGGCUUCGAGAGGGCUCGCAAGUGGAAAUCUCAGCAAUAGAUCAAAUGUAUCGUUUACUUCACAUGUUCCGCUGCAUAUUCAUUGUUUACCCCUUGAAAUAAUGUCACGCCCCGGGGUCUAGUUUCCGGUAUUCACUCGGUGACAAUAUAAUAUAAGAAAUCUUAGGAACUAUCAAAAUAGAAUAAUUAAGAAUGUAUCAAAUUUAUAUA